This is a messenger RNA of Ambispora leptoticha, 456 nucleotides long. The record is from the annotation of a GenBank genome assembly. Lineage: Eukaryota; Fungi; Glomeromycota; Glomeromycetes; Archaeosporales; Ambisporaceae.
GUAAUGAAUUGUGGGAACUAUUUCAACAAUUACGGCUUAAUCUUGAUAAAUCUUAUUAUGAGAUAUUAGAUGAAGCAUAUGAUAAAUUAUGUUACUAUCUCUCCCAUCAAACACGUAAGACUUACCUAAAUUCACAAUUCUCUGUUAGCCUUCGAGAAAUUGAUGAAGAUGGAGCAUUAAUAGUCAUUGCAUAUGCGAUCAGACAUUUUGUUCAGUUAGAAAAUGAUUUAACAAGUGGAGAAAAAAUAGAAACAGCAAUUACUCAUAUUCGUGGAACCUUAGUAGCUCAGUUGGAACCAAAUCGGAAUACAGAAACUAAAGUCAAAACGCUCGCUGGAAUUUCUGAAUGGUAUUAUUGGCAAUGGCCAUGUGAAGGAAUUUAUGAUGGAUAUAUACAAGCACGUGAAUUACCUAAUGUAGGAAAAUGGACAAAUUUUUCGCCAUCACAAAUUAAUG